Molecule: messenger RNA, 1026 nt
Organism: Dioszegia hungarica
Lineage: Eukaryota; Fungi; Basidiomycota; Tremellomycetes; Tremellales; Bulleribasidiaceae
Product: putative 2,4-dienoyl-CoA reductase
Exons: 5
Coding region: 1-1026 (341 amino acids)
Source: RefSeq, a predicted model, not a curated record
AUGCAGAGCACUGACCUCCACGCCUUCUCACCCAUUCAUGCAGUCGCGCUGAGACCCAAGCAGAAUUCCGAGGUCGCAUUCGGAGCGGUCUCCGCUUCCAAAUCCGGAUUGACAACGCAAGAGGUCCGGGACAAGUCGCUGGCCGGUGUAAAGGACCGACAAGCCAACAGGGAGACGGGUGGGCGGAUGAAGGGGAAGGUGGGGAUCAUCACGGGUGUCGGACCCGUUGCUGGUAUCGGAACGGCGGCUGCGAGGAUCUACGCUCGGGAGGGCGCGUCGCACCUUUACCUGCUCGACUUCCAGGGAGAACAACUUCCGCAGCUUGCAGCUGAACUGCAGCAGCACUACCCCACGCUCAAGGUUACCUGGACUCAGGGGGAUGCGGCCUCCGACGAGCACAUUCAGAAGAUCAUCAAGCAGGCGAUGGAAGAGGAAGGUCGUCUUGACUUCUUCUUUGCCAACGCGGGAAUCUCGAUACCCAAGCCGAAGCUCAAGGAGGGGGACGACCCCGCUAUUGCCGGUCUGAAGGGUAUGGCAAAGGGGAUGAGCGGUACCGAUGCCGAGGACGUCUUCCUCGCUGUGAAAUACGCUUCCGCUGCCUUGGCUCGGGUCAACCCCGCCAAGGGGAAGACCAUUCCGGGAGGCUCCCUUGUUCUCACUGCUUCUGUCGCCGGCAAGCUCGCCAACGCCGGCCCUAUCCCCUACUCCGCCUCCAAGGCAGCCGUCAUCUCGAUGGCCCAAACCGCCGCAUACGAGCUCACCGGACAAAACAUCCGCGUCAAUGCCAUCUGCCCAGGUCUCAUCCAGACCGACAUGACCAAGCUCGCCUUCGACUACGCCCGCGCCACUGGCAAAGAGCACCGCAUGGGCACGCUCAACCCUUUGCUGCGACAGGGACUGCCGCAUGAGGUGGCGGAGCUGGCGGUCUGGCUGAGCAGUGACGAGUCGAGCUAUGUCAAUGGGCAGGCGCUGUCGGUGGAUGGAGGGCUGACGGGGAGUAUGCCAUACAUCCGGGCGAAGAUGUAG